Poeciliopsis prolifica (blackstripe livebearer) is the source of this 5390-nucleotide messenger RNA. RefSeq names its product shisa family member 8b (gene shisa8b). The coding region runs from base 396 to 1808 and encodes 470 amino acids. Gene Ontology annotation, biological process: regulation of AMPA receptor activity; regulation of short-term neuronal synaptic plasticity. Gene Ontology annotation, cellular component: postsynaptic membrane; postsynaptic density; AMPA glutamate receptor complex. NCBI's taxonomy places the organism in Eukaryota, Metazoa, Chordata, Actinopteri, Cyprinodontiformes, Poeciliidae. The transcript has 5 exons. The record is from RefSeq and is a predicted model, not a curated record.
AGAGGUAAACAGAAGGGGAGAUCUCAUUUAGUUCCUGAACUGUUGCAGCGCUCUGUGCUGCCGCUCACUCUCUCUUGAAUCUUGGUCAUUUAGACGCACCAAGGAGACAAAAACAAAACAAAAAAUCUUGGACUGGACUUGCAACUCGGAAGCAUUUACAGAAGGAGAGAAGGCAAGAAUCAGAAAGAGCGACAGGGAUCAGAGGAGUGCAACGUUUUGCACACAAUAAGCGUCCAGCUGCCAUGGAGAACACAUGAGCAACUGCAGGAAUAUGAGGAGUGAUGCUGCUGAGUGAACUUUGUGGAUAUCACUGAAUUCAUUCCCUCAAACUUGUGGAGGGAGUUGACUGUAAAGACAGAAAAGGUGGGACACUGGAGACGGAAACUGUGAGAAGCAUGGCGGCCACCAGCCCUUCCUCCUGCCACCCUUUUCUCUUCUUCUUCCUUUCUUUCCUGGUCAGCCGGCCAGCGCUCACCCAGGACACUUCCUUCUCCACGGCGACAGUAACCGAGGGCGACCCUGCGUUGACCUCCACCAAACUGUCUAACCAGACAGCGCCCAGCUUGGAGGACGUAACCCAGGGCACACCUCUGGAGACGGGGCUCUCCACCCCCACCAGCGGUGGCGACGCCGACGACGAGGACGUCCCCCCGGUUGGAGGGACCCGUUGCCAGGGUUACUACGACGUCAUGGGCCAGUGGGACCCACCGUUCAACUGCAAUGCUGGGGUCUUCCUGUACUGCUGCGGCACCUGCUUUUACCGCUUCUGCUGCCAGUUCCGUCAGCAGAGGCUGGACCAGACCAUCUGCUCCAACUACGACACGCCCAUCUGGGCCAACACCGGGAAGCCUGUGGCCACCAUCACUGAAGGCCAGGGGGAUUCAGACCGCGAUCGGACGCACCUCAUCGUUUACAUCAUUUGUGGCGUUGUCGCUGUCAUGGUGUUGGUGGGCAUCUUCACCAAACUGGCUCUGGAGAAAACCCGAGGAGGAAGUGGAGGAGGGGCGGGGAUACCUCAGACUGACCUCAACUCCAGGACGCUGACAGACCUGCUGAAGCAGCAGGGCAGCGAGGCGAGCUUGGUAGAGAACGCCGCGGCUGGAUCGUCCAGCGGAGGGAGAGCCAACGGCGUCUCGGCCAGGAUGCCACGCAGCAGGAGUGAGCAGUACCAGCUGAAUAACGCAGCCUAUGGCGCAUUUGGACAGGGCCUUCCGCAGCCGCAUAAUAACCACAGCACACUGGGACUCAACAAGUACGCCUCCCUCAAAGCCGUGGCAGAAACCGCUUCCCGCAGCUACUACAAGAGCUUUCCUGUCAUGGACUUCUCCAGUUACCAGCCCGUAGCGCCUCCUGCCUUCCAGCCCUCGCAGCCUAAGGAGAAGUCCUACAUCCACCAGCCUCUGCCUGGGCACCGCGACCUCCACACCCCUCUGUCCAUUUCCAUCCCGUCCAACCACCUGGAGCACUCGCGCCUCCCCAAGACCAACACGCACCCGUUCAUCUCCAACUCGGCCUUCAAAGCCUGGGAGCCGGCCGGCCGCCACGUCCACAGGCAGACCUCCGCUCCGGCGCACACCUCCUCCUCUCUGCACAGCUCCACCCGGAGACACGGCUACUCAACACGACGGCAGCAGAGCAUAGAGAACCUGCAAGAAGUGGUUAACCACUCCUAUGGAGGCGUGUAUGGAGGAGGAGGCGGAGGGCAGGGUCACCACGGCCACGGCCAACACGCUUCUCAACCCUCUUACUACAACCACAGCAGGCAGAAGAGCUACUCCACCCACAGCGCCACCGAGGUGACUGUCUGAGUGACUACCACAAAGAAAAACUUUGGAGCAAGCUGCACUUCCUUACAGUCCAACAUGACCGGGGUUAAGCAAGGACACGCCUUCCAAUGUACACAAAAAAAGCAAGAGCUCAGAUAUUCAAUAUGUGGGAAAAAAAACAGGGGACAGAAUCAUUGCUACUCAUGAGGGACUCAAGAUAGAAAAUGGGGCUCAGGCUCCUUCCUGCUGCAUUGGGGGUUGAAGAUGUUUAACCGCCAAAGUUUUGCGACAUCACUGGAUUACGGAUGAUCAAGCUCUGGAUAAAACAAAUGUUUCUCUGUCUAUAUUUUAGAACUCGGAGCUUUGCUUUGUCCACAAACAUGGUUUUAUUUUAAAUGUUUUGGUUUUAAUAUGGAUGUUGGAGGAGCAAAUUCCAAACCUGUGUUAGCCUGGUAAAGGUUCUGGUAGCUAACCUGGAUAUGAAACCAAAACCCAACUAGUCACACUGUAAUUAGUUCCUUUAAUCCAAAACAAAAAAAGAGCCACAUUUUAGGGAACUUAUGCUGUCUUGCCUGGAGUAAAGAUGGUGUAUCAGUGACACUGCUAUGCAAUAUGGGACAGUUGGGAGUAGAUGGAGUUAGUUAACACCACUUAGCUAGGCAGUUAGCUGCCUGGCUAACCAGCUGAUCAUAUUAAGUCUGUGGUUAAACAAUGACUGAUCAUUUUAUCAGAGUCUGGUACUACCCAGAACCACCGAAACACCAGGAUAUAUAUUCAUAACAGAAGAGGAAAAGGCUAAUUUUAGCGUCUUUCAUUGUUUUUUAAUGAAAUAUGCUAAUUACGUCAACAUAAACCAUGAAACAGAAAGAUGCAUCUCAUACAAUGGGAGAAGCACAUAAAAUUCAAAACUGGCUUACUAUAAUUGCUUUUUGUUUCUGUAUUUAUAAUAAUGCAAACAGCUUGGAAAGCUAGCGUACAAGCUAAUAAUGCUACUAGCCUUGUAGCUAACUUGUUUGUCCAAAGAAAUUCAAACUAUCUGAGAAACUGGAAAGUUUUUGUCAUUAAUAGUAGUUCAUAAAGACAAUUUUCAUUCUUAAAAUAAAACGAGUCUCAAGGUAGUUGAAGUAACUAAAUGUUUAUUUCAGAAAUAGUUAUACGAUAAAUUAUAGUUAGCCUGUGUUCAAACUGGCUUAUGUUUUGUGGUUAUGUGUAGAAAACUGCUCCUUUGAGUUUUAUAAUUCAAACAUGGUGUUUAUUUUAUGCAUUUUCAAUAAAUAUAGGGGGUAAUAGAGUAAGGAAUCAUGCAGUGCCUUGCAAAAGUAUUCAUACCACCUGAAAUAUGAAUUAUGUCGUAUUUAGUCACUUAAUCACAGCCUCCAACGUAAUUUAUCUAGUUUUAUGUGAGUUUUUGGCCACUUUACACAGAGACCCCAAAAUAAAAUCCUGCGCAAUCAACUCCCCUGAGAAGACCUCUGUUAUUUCUAAUUUAAUCUCAGAAUAAAUAAAUAAAAACUCUUUCUGUUUCCAGGUGAACAAAGCUAGUAGAAACACCCCAGAAGACCUGCAGCUGUAACUGCAGCCGGGUUCUAACAGGCAAUGACUCAGAACUUCAGAGUGUGAAUAUUUCUGCAAGGCAUUGAAGUGACGACUCCUUUUAACCAACAGGGGUAUUUUUUUUUCUAUCAGAUAUCUUUUGUUGCACUGUUAAAAAACACAAAUAGUAAUAAAAUGAUCAAAUAUGCACUGAUUCUUUAACUUGAUAAAUGCACAGAACUAUUUUUUGUUGUUCAAAUAGUGUAGGGGUUCAUGCAGCCCCAUCUUUGCUUUAUAGGGCUGACUUCUGUCAAAUUUUUCACUUCAUUCAUGACCUUGAGUUAAAAAAAACAACAAAAAACUGCAGUUUCCAAAAUGUACGACUCGUCUAGUAAAUAAAAAGAGCGUCCUGGAGUGAUCGGCAUAAGUUUAGGUCCUUUAGUGACGACUGAGAAGUUUGAAAUUGUGUCGCUUAUGGUUUAGGGAGAUCAAAAAAUACGCCUCGCUUUAUUGUACAGCUGAAGAGUUUCGCUCACUGUUCUCUCGGUCCACCUCUAUCCGUUGGCCUUUCCCCUGAUUUUCCGCCAUGAAACACACUUUGCAUUCUUUUCCGUCAGGCCAAGCGUACAUGGACAGCUUCCCUUGGGUCACAUUAACUUGAUGGUGAGGACAAUUCCACCGUCAUGUCAGUUUCUAUCAGCCUCCAUCCCAACAGGAGAGGGGGUGAGGGGACAGCGAAGGAGCCAGAGGCUAAGACUCUUUAGAAAAAGAAAAUAAAGGAGGUAGAGAGUAGAGGAAAAUAGAAAAAAAAAACGUACGUUGCUACGUGUCUUCCUUCCUCGGAGGGGGAAAGGAAAGGAAGUCAGUGUACAUCUGGGUCUGUCACUCCUGAACUGUUUGAGUCGUAACUUCCGAGUGUGUAGAUGUGUGAUUUCUGACCCGCGGGUUAUUAUUGCAGGGGAAUUUAUUGAGGCACUUCCAGGCCUGAAGGAUUUGACAUCUUUUAUUUGAUGUGGCCUGGAUUUCAAAGGACGUUGUACGCAGCUGCAGCUGUUGCUAGGUUCACGCAGCAGCUGAUGGAAUCCCUCGCCUGGACCUCACAGCGGACGAGACCUGCAGGAACCGGCGCAGUGCUCGGCGCAUCCAUCUAGGAACGCUUCCCGUUAGAUUAGACAAUGAGAUUUGUUGGUUUUCUGGCAGGUUCUCAUUUUGUUUUUUGUUUCAUGUUGUAAAUCGGCGAUGCUUUAGCGUGGGUUCUGAGUUUUGAAAUUAGGUGAGAGAAUCUGAAUUGUUCAUUAUCAACUCCUGGUUACGACAUUGAUCGAGGACUAGAAUGAUUGCAGCAGCAUAGUCUCACUGAAAUAUUUAGAAAAAAAAUCCAACCGUUGAUUCAAAGUCAUUCAUUUGUUUUGAGAAACAAUCAUUUUCAGAAAUAUCACUUGGGGUCACUAAGUCUUCAUGACAGCCAUGCAAUACCAACCAGCCUACCAUCACAAACAUAAACUCAGAGUUUGCUGAAAAAGUGAACUGGAACUGGGUGCCAGCACGGACACUGUUUUGUUCUGAUGAGCCGACCGGUUUCACAAGGACUUUCUAGCUAUAGUGUAGCAGGUAAUUGAAGAUGUCAGCAAAAUCCAACUUGGUAAAGAUGUUCCCAGGGGUUUGCUUCUUAGCAAACAAAAACAAAAUAAAUUAUUAGCAACAGUAGUAACAUGAACCCAAAAGACAUCUCAACAUUCUGAUGUUUGAAAAAGGGAAAUAUUUUUAGUAAUCCUUAUUGGCCUAAACCCAGAAAUGAUUCGCCUGAUUGAUUGGCGAAAACUCAGUGCAUGUUUCAACGUGGAUCCAUUGUUUUCCAAACUGACAUCCAGAUCUUGUUUUAUUCCACACAUCGUCCAAUCAGAAACUCACCUUUACUUUAACGGCUCAAAACAGCUCACUGCAGGUUUGACGCAUUUUCAAAAACUCCUGUAUUCCAGUAUUUUUUGUUUGUUGUUGUUGUUCAUUUGGCUGCUUUUUACCACUAGAUGUAAUCACUGGAGUAUUAAUGAGUGCUGUGACAGAAAAUAAAUCAGACUCUUGUUUAUCUUU